Rotaria socialis is the source of this 1752-nucleotide messenger RNA. NCBI's taxonomy places the organism in Eukaryota, Metazoa, Rotifera, Eurotatoria, Philodinida, Philodinidae. The record is from the annotation of a GenBank genome assembly.
AUGCAUCAAAAACUUGAACAACUAGUUCUUCUUGUUCUUGUUUUAAUAAUAAAAAUUAUUUCAAUUAAAGCUGGUGGACAACAGUGUCAAGCAAUAACUUAUCAUGAAUGUAAAAAUAUUGGCUAUAAUGAAACAGAUUUACCGAAUAAAUUUAAUCAUCAAGAUCAAAAAGAUGUUGCACUUGUGAUCAAUCAAUUUACAGCUUUAAUUGCUGUGGGAUGUUCAUCGGAACUGCGCUUUUUACUUUGUUCAAUCUAUAUGCCAUUAUGUCUAACAAAUUAUUUCGAAACAAUACAACCAUGUCGCGAAGUUUGUGAACGUGUUCGUGUACCAUGUGAACCAUAUUAUAUACGAUAUGGUUUUCUAUGGCCCGAUGCAUUAAAAUGUGAACAAUAUCCAUCAAGUAGUGAAAAUUCUAUUUGUAUGGAUCCAAAAAAACAUGAAGUACAAUCGAAGCCUUCAUCAAAAUUAUUGAUUAAUUCUCGUCCAUCACCACUACCAUCAUCUGCAUCAGUAGCAGUAGCAACACCAUCGUUAGCAUGUUGCCACUGUAAUACAUCAUUAGGUUAUCGUCGCCUUCAUGACGAUGAAUCAAAGAAAGAAUGUAGUCUGCCAUGCUAUUCGCCAUACUUUUCUGAUGAACAAUCAAAGUCAAUGAUGAAUCAAUGGUUAGCUUUUUUAAGUUUAUUAUGUGCAAUAUCAUGUGCUUUUGUUAUAUUGACAUUUUUCAUCGAUAUUACAAGAUUUAAAUAUCCACAGCGACCAAUUAUAUUUUUGGCAUUGUGUUAUUUUUUUAUUUCAUGUGGUUAUCUAUUACGAUUAGUAUUGGGACAUAAGAAUGUUGCGUGUCGAUUAGAAAAUCCGGACGAUCAACAAGCUUAUGUUCAACUUGUUCAUGUAUCAGGACCUUCAAACUGUACCUUUGUUUUUGUUUUAAUAUAUUUCUUUGGUAUGGCUUCAUCGAUUUGGUGGGUUAUAUUGACCUUAACAUGGUUUCUUGCUGCCGGCUUUAAAUGGUCAUCCGAAGCUAUUGCUCAUUAUUCACUUCAUUAUCAUCUUGUUGCUUGGCUUGUACCAUGUAUACAAACAAUAACUAUAUUGAUGUUAAAAGGAAUCGAUGGUGAUUCAAUAAGUGGAAUAUGCUAUGUUGGACAUACAGACUCAUCAAUGUUACGUCGUUUCGUUAUUAUACCAUUAAUAACAUGUUUAACAAUCGGAACAAUAUUUCUCUUAGGUGGUUUAAUAAGUUUAAUGCGUAUAAGAAAUGUUAUGAAAAUUCAAGAUCGAACAAAGACAAGUAAAUUAGAAAAAUUAAUGGUUCGAAUCGGACUUUAUUCAAUUCUUUAUACUGUACCAGCAACUUUUGUUAUUGGUAUUUAUUUUUAUGAACUUCGUUAUCGCGCAGCAUGGGAAGAAAAUUCACUUUGUAAUGAUUGUCUUAAUCUAUCGCAUUCAUCAUCGAUUAUUCAACCAAACUUUACAAUUUAUAUGGCAAAAUAUUUCUUCUUAUUAAUUGUUGGCAUAACAACAGGUUUAUGGAUUAAUUUAAAUAGUAAAACUAUCUUAACAUGGAAGAGAUUUUUUUGUCGAUGUCUAUGUUGUAAUGCUACCGAUGAACAUCAUCAGUAUCAUUAUGGUGAACAUAAUGGACAAGAUGCUUAUGGAAUAAAUUAUUCAUAUAAGCAUACAAAAAUCAAUGGAAGUAAAUAUUCACUUCCAUCAUCGAAACAAUUACCUUUAGUACAUGUAUAA